UUCUUUCCCCCUCAUUCUCCUCAGCGGCGGACAUGAUGGCAGAGGCAGCGCUUUCCUCUCCCGUUUCUUCUCUUCCUGCUGCUUCUUCUCUUUCUUCGGAAGCCGAAGUCCGGCAGAGGCUUCUCCGAAAUGCCAAGAAAGAGGUGAAACAAAUAAUGGAAGAAGCCGUUACCAGGAAGUUCGUCCAUGAAGACAGCAGCCAUAUUAUUUCCUUCUGCGCGGCGGUGGAGGCUUGCAUCUUGCAUGGGCUGAAGCGCCGUGCGGCGGGAUUCCUGCGCAGCAACAAGAUGGCGGCCCUUUUCCUGAAGGCCGGGAAGAGCUUCCCUCCCGCAGAAGAGCUCUGCCGAAAAGUCCAGGGCUUUGAGCAGGCCAUCGAGAACAUGCGAAACCAAGGGUCUGGAAUGCAGGAAAAUGUUCGCAACAAGAUGGCAAAAUUUCCGAAUCUUUCUCCACAAGCCAUUCGUCAUCUUUGGAUCCGGACGGCGCUUUUUGAAAAAGUUCUGGACAAAAUUGUUCAUCACUUGGUUGAAAACAGCAGUAAAUACUAUGAGAAGGAAGCCUUGCUGAUGGACCCAGUCGAUGGACCGAUCCUUGCUUCGUUGCUCGUGGGGCCCUGUGCCUUGGAAUACACCCGAAUGAAGACUUCGGACCACUUCUGGACUGACCCGUCAGCUGAUGAACUGGUGCAGCGCCACCGCAUCCAUGGCUCCUCCCACGGCCGCCAGGACUCUCCCACCAAGCGCCCUGCCCUCUGUAUCCAGAAGAGGCACUCGUCCACUGGGAGCAUGGAUGACCGGCCUUCCCUCUCAGCCCGGGAUUACGUGGCCUCCCUCCACCAGAACAACAGGGCCACCCUCCUCUAUGGCAAGAACAAUGUACUCGUCCAGCCGCGAGAUGACAUGGAGGCCAUUCCGGGCUACCUAUCCCUCCACCAGACGGCCGAUGUGAUGACCCUCAAGUGGACGCCCAACCAGCUCAUGAACGGAUCCGUGGGGGACCUUGACUAUGAGAAAAGCGUCUACUGGGACUAUGCCAUGACCAUCCACUUGGAGGAGAUCGUCUACUUGCAUUGCCACCAACAAGUGGACAGUGGAGGCACAGUGGUUCUGGUGAGUCAGGAUGGGAUCCAACGCCCCCCUCUCCGCUUCCCCAAAGGAGGGCACCUCCUCCAGUUCCUAUCCUGCCUGGAGAAUGGCCUCCUGCCCCAUGGACAACUGGACCCUCCCCUGUGGUCCCAGAGGGGAAAGGGGAAAGUCUUCCCGAAACUGAAGAAGAGAAGUUCUCCGGGGUCUUCGGAGUCAGACAAAGAGGAUGAAGAGGCCACCGAUUACGUCUUCCGGAUCCUCUACCCAGGCAUGCAGUCCGACUUUGUUUCCCAGGACAUAAUGGAUGCAGCAUCAGGCGCCAUUCCACCAAUAUGGCAGCCGAGCACCCGGAAGUCCUCCUGCUCGUCAUGCUCCCACAGUGGCUCCACCGAUAGUGGACCGCCCAACAUGUGCAACCACGAAAGAACUCCACUCAAGCUCCUUUGUGACAACAUGAAAUACCAGAUACUUUCUCGAGCAUUUUAUGGAUGGCUGGCCUACUGCCGCCACCUUUCCACCGUGCGGACACACCUUUCGGCGCUGGUCAACCAUGACAUUGUGUCCCCGGAUGUGCCUUGCGACGCGAGUUUGGGUCUGAUGGCUGACGUCUGGGAGGCGUUUCUGCAGGACAACACGAAAAUCAACGAAAGCGAGUUGCUACGGCUGGUCUACUUUGGAGGCGUCCAGCAUGAAAUCAGGAAAUCUGUUUGGCCUUUCCUCCUUGGACAUUACCAAUUCAGGAUGUCCGAAGCAGAGAGGAGAGAGGUUGACCUCCAGACCCGCUCAGCCUACGAACAGACAAUGGCAGAGUGGCUUGGCUGUGAGGCCAUUGUCCGCCAGCGCGAGAAGGAGUCGCAUGCUGCUGCCUUGGCCAAAUGCUCUACGGGGGCCAGCCUAGACUCCACCAUGGAGCGCCUCAUGCAUGGCCACUCCACCCUCAGCAGCGAGUCUUCGCAGAGCAGCAGUUCCGGCCCGCAGAAACUGACACGGCUUCAGAGCGACUCAAGCGGAAGCACCCAGGUUUUCGAAUCAGUUGAUGAAGCAGAACAAACUGAAUCCAAACUUGACAACGGUGAAUCAAAACGGGCCAAAACGCCAGACCGGAUGGAUUCCGAGGAUGGUGACAGCAGUUUCUUCGAUACUCUUCUUCUCGUACAAAAUUCAUAUGGUGCUGAGAUGGAAGUGGAAAGCCGAAUGACUACGGUGGAGGGUGAGGGUGAAUUACGGGGUCCCGAUUUCCUCGAUCAAGAGAAGCCUUCCAAUGAGAGUUGGGUUGACCGCAACGGGGAGCGUCCAAACUCAAGUGAAGAAGACGACCUCUCGGAGGAGCCAGAAAUGGAGAGCCUGUACCCACCGCUGGACUCAUGCUCCUUGGCUGUCACCGACUUGACCGUCAGGGAAGUCUCACCCGUCUCGUCUUCGGGGGUCACUUAUUCCCCUGAACUGCUAGACCUCUACACGGUCAACCUCCACCGGAUUGAGAAGGACGUCCAGCGGUGCGACCGUAACUAUUGGUACUUCACCCCGGCCAACCUGGAGAAGCUCCGGAAUGUCAUGUGCAGCUACGUCUGGCAUCACCUGGACAUUGGCUACGUCCAAGGGAUGUGCGACCUUUUGGCCCCGUUGCUGGUCAUCUUGGAUGAUGAAGCUCUUGCGUUCAGCUGCUUCUCCGAACUCAUGAAGAGGAUGAACCAGAACUUCCCCCAUGGAGGAGCCAUGGAUACACACUUUGCCAACAUGCGAUCCCUCAUCCAGAUCUUGGACUCAGAGCUCUUUGAGCUGAUGCAUCAGAACGGUGACUACACCCACUUCUACUUCUGCUACCGCUGGUUCCUCCUGGACUUCAAGAGAGAGCUCCUCUACGAGGACGUCUUCUCCGCCUGGGAGGCCAUCUGGGCGGCCCGUUGCACAUCUUCCUCCCACUUUGUGCUCUUCAUGGCCUUGGCGCUGGUGGAGCUCUACCGAGACAUCAUCCUCGAGAACAACAUGGACUUCACUGACAUCAUCAAGUUCUUCAAUGAAAUGGCCGAGAGGCACGAUACCCAGGCGAUGCUGAAGCUGGCCCGGAACCUGGUCUACAAGGUCCAGACACUCAUUGAGAACAAAUGAAUGACCCAACGAACAAAGGGACAGACGGACGGAUGGAUGUGAGGGACCGGGAGGAAGACCACAUCUCACAUGAAUGAAAUGGGUUGGGAGUUGUAGUCCUACCGUUGACACCAAUGAAUGUUAUUGGGAGGAAAGGGGUGGAGAAUAGCCAUCAAUCGAUCUAUUGAUCAAUUCAGGGGAGAAAAAGAAGAUGGAAGAAUAGUCAAUCAAUCUACCAAUUUGGAAGAGAAAAGGAAGAAAUGGAUGAAAGAAUAAUCCACCAAUCAAUGAAUUCCUAACAGUUAACAUUAGAGCAGCUCCCUAAAAUCCAAUUAACUUUUGAUUAAAUUGACAAUUAUUUAACAAGUAUUUAAUUAAUGAGUAAGUAAUGACCAGUUAUUUAACUGUUCAUUACUCAUUAAUUAAAUUGUUGUUAAUUAACUACAGGCUAAUUAAUUAUUCAUUAAUUAUUAAGAAUUAAUGAACAAUUAAUGAAUGAAUGAUUAAGUAACAUUUACU
Anolis sagrei ordinatus is the source of this 3692-nucleotide messenger RNA. It is a transcript of the gene SGSM1, whose product is annotated as small G protein signaling modulator 1. Gene Ontology annotation, biological process: activation of GTPase activity. The record is from RefSeq and is a predicted model, not a curated record. Lineage: Eukaryota; Metazoa; Chordata; Lepidosauria; Squamata; Anolidae. Gene Ontology annotation, molecular function: GTPase activator activity.